Messenger RNA from Mesorhabditis belari, 2223 nucleotides. Lineage: Eukaryota; Metazoa; Nematoda; Chromadorea; Rhabditida; Rhabditidae. The record is from the annotation of a GenBank genome assembly.
AUGUCUCAUCACACCGAGAUAUGCUUUCAUCAUGGGGAUUUAGAGCCUGAUGAUGAUCCGAUGAACUUCACGGAAGAGGACGUGAAACGAAUCGAGCGACGGCAACAGAAUCGAGAGAACAUUCAAGAGUUGGACUACGAGGGAAAAGAGCAACCAAAACAACGAGGACUCUUCUCAUUGUGCAGCUGUUUCCCAAAGGGGUCGCAUCGCCGCCAAGAAUCCAAUCACCAAAACGGGAAAUCAGCCGAUGCUGGGGCGGCCAUUCCAUUCAUUGACGAUGAUGUCCCGCCGACAGUAAUCACGAAUCAUUCUCACCCUCAAAAAGACGAUUCCUAUACAAAAUCGCAUUUCAAAACCGAAACAAAUCAUUGGAAAAGCGAAAAGAGAAGAUAUUACACGUUUAUUAAAGAUGCUUUUGAUGGUUUUGGUGGCUCGGAUUUGAAUGACAUUCGGCAUUUUAUGCAUCGGAUUGGAGGGCAAAAAAGACAUCUCCGUCAUCACUGGCGUCGUCAUCGUCAUUUCGGGGACAAGGAUUGGAAAUGUGAUCAUCACUUUAACAAGAUCGACAAAGACACAGGUCGAAUCGAUGGAGCCGUUGAUGGAAACAAGAUUUUCCAUAAAGGUGGUCGCCACAACAAGAUCAGCGACGUCGGGAAAGUUGUGCUCGAUAAGAUUUUGAGUGGAGAAGAUCAAAAGGUUGAACCCCUUCAACAAAAGCCGGCGAUUCAAGCGGUGACCGGCGUCGAAUCGCUGGGAUUGGAUUUCAACAAAGAAAGAGAUCGUUGUAUCGAAUCGAAAACACUUUUCGAAGAUCCAGAGUUCCCAGCCGAGUCGAAAAGUCUCUACUACAGACAACCGCCAUCCGGGCCGGUGAAAUGGCUUCGACCACAUGAUAUUAUCCAAGAUCCAUGUUUUCUCGUUGAUGGUGAGAGUCGUUUCGAUGUUUGUCAAGGACAACUCGGUGAUUGUUGGCUACUAGCCGCAAUCGCGAAUUUGACACUUCGUGACGAACUUUUCUUCCGCGUUGUCCCACCCGAUCAGAGUUUUACCGAGAAUUACGCGGGGAUUUUCCAUUUCCGUUUUUGGCGCUACGGGAAAUGGGUCGAUGUGGUCAUCGACGAUCGUCUUCCAACGAUCAACGGGAAAUUGAUUUACAUGCGAUCGGCGUCACAAAACGAAUUCUGGAGUGCUCUUGUUGAGAAAGCUUAUGCCAAAAUGUUCACUUGUUACGAGUGUCUCGAUGGUGGACUUCCGAUGGACGCGCUCGAGGAUUUUACGGGUGGUCUAACUGAGCAUUUUGAUUUGCGAAAAACCGACAAGAACACGUUGAUGGCUAUGAUUGUUCGCGGCUUUCAAAUGGGCUCUUUCUUCUGUGCAAGUAUUGAUGCCGAUCCAAACAGCUUUGAGAACCAGCUGAGAAACGGGUUAAUCAUGGGACACGCGUACAGCAUCACUGCUGUUCAAACGGUGCCAACCUCGUCCGGUGAUGUGGAGCUGCUUCGCGUGAGAAACCCGUGGGGGAAUAGUAAGGAAUGGAACGGCGCCUGGUCGGACAACAGUCCUUUGUGGAAUUCGGUGAACCAAACGGAGAAGUCGAAGCUGCAAGUGGCUUUUAAUGCGGAUGGCGAGUUUUGGAUAUCUUUCGACGAUUUCAUCACCUCAUUCGAGCAGUUGGAAGUCUGCAACUUGUCAGCCGAUGUUGAAGACGAGAUCGAGCGAAUGACGGGAGUGGUGCGCGAUGAUGGGAAAGAGACUGGAUCCUGGCAAGAGGAUCAAUGUGAUGGCUCGUGGAGCAGUCAAGCGAACACCGCUGGGGGAUGUAUCAAUUAUAUUUCCACCUUCCCGAAGAAUCCACAAUUCCAAUUGUCGCUCACGAACGCAAAGAACGGGGUUGAAGGCGAUGGAAAUUGCACGGUUGUGGUGGCGGUUUUGCAAAAAUUCCGUCGCGAACUCCGACCAAAGGGGAAAGACGAUCUUCCGAUUGGAUUCUCCGUUUACAAGGCUCCACAAGGAAACGGGGUGAAGCUGAACGAGCAAUUCUUCCGCUCAAAUCAAUCGCUCGCCAAAGUGCCCGUGUUCACGAAUAUGCGAGAGGUGACCGUUCGUUUCCGUGUUCCACCCGGUGAAUACGUUGUCGUUCCCUCAACAUUUGAGCCCUACCAAGAAGCGGAUUUUCUCAUUCGUGCUUACUCGAAUGGAGAUCUUAAAAUGCGGGAACUCAAG